AUGUCUUUACCUGGUCCUUCAAGUCGUUCUCAGUCAGAUAAUCUUUCUGAAAUUUCUGAAAAACUACUAAGUACAGCAACAAGAACGCAAGAGUUGCCUUUAGCUCGCGUAAAAAAAGUUAUGAAGAUUGACGACCAAGUAAAACAGCAGAUGAUCAGUACUGAUGUACCUGUAUUGAUGUCUAAGGCCUGUGAAAUUUUUUGUGAACAUUUAACGCUAACAGCUUGGAAAUUCACAGAAAAAGGAAAAAGGAAAACGCUUACUAAAUCUGAUGUUAACUUGUUGGACACGUACACCCAUUUCCAUUCUUUCUUUUUUUUUUGUUUUGUUUUACAAAACGAUAAAUUCUUCAAAUUUGGUGUGCUGCUAAUGUUCCUUCAGUUUCAUCGUUUCACUUCAACAUUAGUUUAG
Messenger RNA from Enterobius vermicularis (human pinworm), 411 nucleotides. The record is from the annotation of a GenBank genome assembly. NCBI's taxonomy places the organism in Eukaryota, Metazoa, Nematoda, Chromadorea, Rhabditida, Oxyuridae.